This is a messenger RNA of Phacochoerus africanus (Common warthog), 2831 nucleotides long. RefSeq names its product serine protease 36 (gene PRSS36). The record is from RefSeq and is a predicted model, not a curated record. Bases 29 to 2596 code for a protein of 855 amino acids. Gene Ontology annotation, biological process: proteolysis. Lineage: Eukaryota; Metazoa; Chordata; Mammalia; Artiodactyla; Suidae. The transcript has 15 exons. Gene Ontology annotation, molecular function: serine-type endopeptidase activity.
CUGUGCCUCCAGCUGACUCACAUGUGCCAUGUCCCAGCACCUGCUGCUCCCAUUUGUGAUCCUCGCCAUCAGCCCCAUCCCAGGAGCCUUCCAGGACUCAGCUCUCAGUCCUACCCAAGAAGAACCUACAGAUCUGGACUGCGGUCGCCCUGAGCCCUCUGCCCGCAUCAUGGGGGGCUCAGAUGCUCGGCCUGGCACCUGGCCGUGGCAGGUGAGCCUACAUCAGGGCAGGGGCCACAUCUGCGGGGGCUCCCUCAUCGCCCCCUCCUGGGUCCUCUCCGCGGCUCACUGUUUCAUGAAUAACGGUACCUUGGAGCCGGCGGCCGAGUGGUCGGUAGUGCUGGGCGUGCACUCCCAGGACGGGCCCCUGGACGGCGCUCACAUCCGCGCGGUGGCCGCUAUCCUGGUGCCCGACAACUACAGCAGCGUGGAACAGGGCGCCGACGUGGCCCUGCUGCGCCUGGCCUCGCCCGCCAGGCUGGGCCCCGCCGUGCGGCCGGUCUGCCUGCCCCGGGCCUCGCACCGCUUCGCUCUCGGCACCGCGUGCUGGGCCACGGGUUGGGGGGACGUCCAGGAAGCGGACCCCCUGCCUCUGCCCUGGGCGCUGCAAGAAGUGGAGCUAAGGCUGCUGGGAGAGGCUGCCUGUCAGUGUCUCUACAGCCGGCCUGGCCCCUUCAAUCUCACUUUCCAGCUGUUGCCAGGGAUGCUGUGCGCUGGCUACCCGGAGGGCCGCAGGGACACCUGCCAGGGAGACUCUGGGGGGCCCCUGGUUUGUGAGGAAGGUGGCCGAUGGUUCCAGGCGGGGAUCACCAGCUUUGGCUUUGGCUGUGGACGGAGGAACCGCCCCGGAGUCUUCACUGCUGUGGCUCCCUACGAGGCAUGGAUAAGAGAAAAGGUGAUGGGCUCAGAGCCUGGGCCUGCCUUUCCCACCCAGUCCCCAGAGCCCCAGUCAGGCCUCCCAGAACCCAUGGAUGAGAACUGCACCAUUGCCCUACCAGAGUGCGGUAAGGCCCUACGGCCAGGCUCCUGGCCCUGGGAAGCCCAGGUGAUGGUUCCAGGAUCCAGACCCUGCUAUGGAGUGCUGGUGUCUGAGAGCUGGCUCUUGGCACCUGCCAGCUGCUUUUCGGGCCGCGUCAGCUCAGACCAGCCUCCCGGCGACCUGGAAAACUGGCGCGUUCUGCUGCCCUCGCGCCCGCGCGCGGAGCAAGUGGCGCGCCUCAUGCUGCACGAGAACGCCUCCUGGGACGACGCCUCGGACCUGGCUCUGCUGCAGCUGCGCGUGCCCGUGAACCUCAGCGCGGCCCCGCGGCCAGUGUGCCUCCCCCACCCAGAACACUAUUUCCUGCCCGGGAGCCGCUGCCGCCUGGCUCGCUGGGGCCGCGGGGAAGCCGCACCCGGCCCCAGCUCGCUGCUUGAGGCGGAGCUGUUGGGCGCCUGGUGGUGUCACUGCCUGUACGGCCGCCAGAGGGCGUCAGUGCCGCCGCCCGGAGAGCCGCCGCAAGCGCUCUGCCCCGCCUACCAAGAGGAGGAGGUGGCUGGCCACUGCUGGAACUAUUCUCACUGGAGCCUUCUUUGCCGGGAAGAGGGGACCUGGUUCCUGGCUGGAAUCAGAGACUUCUCCAGUGACUGUCUACGUCCCAGAGCCUUCUACCCGCUGCAGAUCCACGGCCCAUGGAUCAGUCAUGUGACUCGGGAAGCCUACGUGGAGGACCAGCUGGCCUGGGAUUGGGGCCCUGAGGGGGAGGAGACUGAAACACAAACUUGUCCCCCUCACACAGAGUAUGGUGCGUGUGGUCUGCGGCCUGAGCCGGCUCCGAUGGGGGUCCUGUGGCCCUGGCUGGCAGAGGUGCAUGUAGCCGGAGAGCGUGUCUGCACUGGGAUCCUCGUCGCCCCAGGCUGGGUCCUGGCGGCCACUCACUGUGUCCUCAGGCCAGGCUCUACCACAGUGCCUUAUAUUGAAGUGUACCUGGGCCGGGCGGGGGCCAGCCCCCUCCCGCAGAGCCACCAGCUAUCCCGAUCCAUCAUCAGCAUCCGCCUGCCCCGGCACCUGGGACUCCGGCCCCCCCUGGCCCUCCUAGAGCUGAGCUCCCGGGUGGAGCCCUCCCCAUCAGCCUUGCCCAUCUGCCUUCAGCCAGGCGGUCUCCCCUUGGGGGCCAGCUGCUGGGUGCUGGGCUGGAAGGACCCCCAGGACCGAGUCCCUGUGGCUGCUGCUGUCUCCAUCUUGACAGCGCGACUCUGUCACUGCCUCUAUCAGGGCAUUCUGCCCCCUGGAACUCUCUGUGUCCUGUAUGCAGAGGGGCAGGAGGACAGCUGUGAGGUGACCUCAGCCCCGCCACUCCUGUGCCAGACUGAGGGAGGCUCCUGGGUCCUUGUGGGCAUGGCUCUUCGAGGCAGCAGGGAACUAUUUGCCGCUGUUGGCCCUGAAGAGACCUGGAUCUCCCAGACGGUGGGGGAGGCCCAUUUCCUGCCCACCAGUGGCCUCCCCCACUGGCUCCCUGAAGGCAGCGACCUCUGCCCACCUGACAUAGCCAGGGCCUCAGGUUCCCCUCGGGCUGCUCUUUUCCUGCUGCUACUGAUCCUUCUGGUCCAGGGCUGAGGGGGCCCGGACCCCUAGGCCACCUCCUCUGGGCCUCCCCCAGCCCAAAUGGCCUUGCAGCUCCCUCCCAGUGGGGCUGGAAUGCGGUCCAACCAGCUCUGUUCCCCUGCCAGGAACCUCCAGAGCGCCCCACCCACCUAGACUGCAGCGGCUUCAGCUAAUUGGGCCUGGGUGCCUGGCUAUUUUGGAGUCCGGCAUCCUUGAGGGCAGUGGGCAAUAAAGGUGUAAACACUGA